CAUAUCUUCCACAUCUCUGUCCUUAUCUCUGUAGCUUGCUAGCUAGCUAUCAGAGACAUAGAGGCAUGGCUCUCGCCGGUACCUUGGAGGGUGAAGUUGAGAUCCAUUCGCCUGCUGAUAAGUUCUUCAACUUCCUUGUAACUCAACUUCACCAUGUUCAGAACAUCACCGAUCACGUCCAUGAAACUAAGGUGCACCAAGGAGACUGGCACAGCGUUGGUCCUGAUCACGUCAAGCACUGGACUUUUACCGUCGAUGGUAAGGUGGAAACUUGUAGGGAGCACAUUGAAGAGAUUGAUCGAGAGAAGAAGUCGAUCACGUUCAACAAUUUUGAUGGACAUGUUGGUGAGAAGUACAAGACUUUAAAGUCUAAGCUUGAGGCGGUUGAAAGGGGCAUUAAUAAUGGGGCCGUUGCGAAAUGGACUUACCAGUAUGAGCAGCUCCAUGAGGAUGUGCCUCCUCCACAAGCCUACUUGGACUUUGUCAUUAAGACCACUAAAGAUAUCGAUGCUCAUCUUUUAAAAGCAUAAACAUCAAAUAAAACUACGGCUUCAUGUUUUGCUUCUUCAGGAAAAAGGGAAUCUAUCUAUAAUUAAUUAUAUUAGCCAAGCGUGUGAACUCAUCUAUAAUGUCGUUAUUGGUGCCGAAAAUUAAAUAAAGAUGCGUGUAAUAAAGUGUUUGAUCUUUGAUUCGUGUGCUUAAUGACGAGAUGUUGGUUAUAUUAGGUAUAAAUGAAAAUGGUGCGAGUGAUCUUAUGGCCUAUUAAUGAUACA
Messenger RNA from Neltuma alba, 773 nucleotides. Its product is annotated as MLP-like protein 43. NCBI's taxonomy places the organism in Eukaryota, Viridiplantae, Streptophyta, Magnoliopsida, Fabales, Fabaceae. The record is from RefSeq and is a predicted model, not a curated record. Gene Ontology annotation, biological process: defense response. Bases 66 to 530 code for a protein of 154 amino acids. The transcript has 2 exons.